AUGCCUUUUGCUCAUUCUCUACAACCUGGUCAUAUUUUAUCUGUUAAACAACUUCAUCAAGCUCUACAACUCAUCGUUGACAAACAUCUCUCACUUCAUACAUCACUUAUCUUUGAUGCAGAAAUGCAUCUACGCAUGCAAAGAGUUAUUACUCAUGAAGAUAAAAAUAACAAGAAUAAUAUGUUUUCAAUCAUCGAAACUACUUAUGAAACACAUGAACAACUUUAUGAGAUUUUACACGACGAGAAACGUAAUCCUCAUCUUUUUGAUCUUGCUCAACGUCUCGUCUUUCGAUAUCAUAUUAUUUAUUACAAACAAAUCUCUUCAAAUCAUCUUCUUUCUGACAAAGAUCUAAUUAUUUUUAACUUUCAUCUUGCUUUAUUUGAUAUUCCAUCAAUGAAAGUGUUUCAUCAUGAUCUCAAUCAAGCAUAUACAACAGGUCAAUUAUUAUAUGAUGACAACAAUAAUCUUCGUUAUCUCGAUUAUGCUGUUAUUGAACAACAAAUGUCAAUGACUGGUGCAAGUAUGUUUUGGCUUGAUAUUCUUCAUGAUUGUGAACUUGAUCAAUCUUUAUCAUUACCAUUUGAUCGAUAUCGUCUCUCAAAUGAACAUCAAACUUAUCUUACAACAUCGAUUUCUAUUGAUUUUGGUCAAGAUCUUUCACAUGACUUUUUUAUUCAUGCAUCAUCAAAUAAUAUAUCACUGGAACAGCUUGCAUUUGCUAUUUAUUUCAUCUUUCUAUUUAAAUUAACUAAUGGACAAACAGAUCUAUGUAUUGCUAUGAACAUCAAUCAUCGAUAUAGAGAUGAACUCAAAUCAAUCAUUGGGCUGUUUGAGAAUGUUAUUCCAUUGAGAUGUCAACUAGUUCCUCACUGGUCAUUUCAUCAACUACGUAAAUAUGUCCACGAGACAGCAAAAAAUAUUAUGAACUACUCUUAUUUUCCACUGCAACGUAUCCUCCAGCAAUACCCAAAGGUUUCAAAACCUUCAUUUCUUGAUAUAUCAUUCGAAUGUAUUUCCUCAAUGACGAAGAAUGACACGAAUGAAAUAAUUCCUGAUGAUAGUCAACUUUCUUUAGUACCAUUUUCAUUGAAGAUUGGCGAGAAUGAAAUAAUGAGCAAUUUUGAUUUUAUAGCUAGUUUUCAGCAUAAUCUGGAUAUCAAUGAACUCUCAUUUACAAUUAAUGGAUCACUUGAUUUGUUCAAUACAGAAACUGUUAUUAAGACUGCACAAAGAUUCCAUUCAAUGAUAAAUCAACUAUUCAUAUCUAUGGAUAGCCAAAUAAAUAAACCAAUUUGUGAAUUAUCCUUGAUAUCACCCAGUGAACAACUUCCUUCACAAUCUAUGAACAACACACAAGUAUCAUUUUCAUCUCCUCUCACUUGUAUUCAUCAUGAGUUUGUAUAUCAAGUAAUGAAAUAUCCACGAAAACUAGCAGUUGAACUAGAUGAACAAUCAUUGACAUAUUGUGAACUCUUACAUUAUGUUCAAGUCUCAUCUGUGACUCUUCUCAAUGAAUAUCAUGUGUUUCCAGGUGAGAUCGUGUGUCAAUGUGUUGAGAGAAGUUUGUCGAUGGUAAUUGGUAUUAUGGGAAUUGAGAUGGCUGGUGGUGUUUAUUGUCCAUUAUCACCUCGAGAUCCACAACAUCGUUUGCAUGCACUAGUAGAGUAA
Molecule: messenger RNA, 1671 nt
Organism: Adineta steineri
Lineage: Eukaryota; Metazoa; Rotifera; Eurotatoria; Adinetida; Adinetidae
Source: the annotation of a GenBank genome assembly